AUGGCAAUGACAUGCUCUCUCUCCCGAACCCUUCAGUACAAGCCAUCAAAUGUGUUAAAAAUCAGCUCAUCUUCAAAAAUUGAUAAAACGAAACCAAAUAUCACUCAAAUCCCAACCAAGAAGCGUUGCUUGAGGUGCAAUACUCUUUAUUUUGACAAAGAUAACUCCCCAGCUGCCUGCUCUUUCCAUGGCCACACCACAGGGGAGAAGGGGUUAUUUGCUCUGGCUCCACCACACCAGGGUAUUGACGGCGAGUGGAGUGACCGCUCUGGAGUGAUCGUGUAUAAAUGGAAUGACAAGAAUAAUAGACCAAAUACUGGAAGUGUUAAUUGGAAGAAAAGAUGGAGUUGCUGUGCUGAGUAUGAUGAAAAUGCUCCACCCUGUAGACGUGGGUGGCAUGUUUCAUAUGAUGAUGACUUUACUUUGUAUUAG
Dovyalis caffra is the source of this 432-nucleotide messenger RNA. The record is from the annotation of a GenBank genome assembly. Lineage: Eukaryota; Viridiplantae; Streptophyta; Magnoliopsida; Malpighiales; Salicaceae.